This is a messenger RNA of Cylindrotheca closterium, 1188 nucleotides long. The record is from the annotation of a GenBank genome assembly. Lineage: Eukaryota; Bacillariophyta; Bacillariophyceae; Bacillariales; Bacillariaceae.
AUGAAGAUUGCUACCUUCUUGUUCGUUGCAGUGACAUCCGUCAAUGGUUUCAUGGUUAAGGAUCACGGAGCUGCGAAAUCCAUGGCACUCCAAGUAACCAAAGCUGCAACGGACAUUGACGAGGUUACAGCAACGACUACUACCGUAGCUGGAUCGCAAAAGGAAAAGAUCUUGAAGGAACCAAACUUGUGGGAAUACAACUUUGGACUACAAGAUCCCAAAAUCAAGCUGCCGCAUGGAAUCAUCAAGGAUGUCUCUUUGCCAGAGAAGUUUGAAAUCUCUGAGGAACAAAUCCGAACUUUGGAAGAGGACGGUGUUGUUCACAUUAAGGGUGUCUUCGACGAAGAGUGGGUAGAUUACCUUAAACAAGCAACGAAGCACCAAGUCGAAGAGCCCCACUUCUGGGCAUUUGCUGGAACAGCCUCCAGACUCUAUGAUUACAUCCAAAGAAACGUCUGGCAAACAAACUCGGCAUUUGCACGAUUCUACUACCACUCUGCCAUGGGCCAUGUAUUGGCCCAGUGUGGAAGAACAGAUGAAAUCCGCGUCUCCACUGAUUUGUUGAUGGUCAACCCCAACAAGGGAUUCAAGUGGCAUCAGGACAACCAAAAUGGUCCCAUCACUUGGGAAGAGGGACUUCGAUUCUGGAUCACCAUGGACGAGACUCCAAAGGACUAUGGUGCCCCAGUCUACCUAAAGGGUUCCCACACAAACAAAGUUGUCGAUGAGCAAGCUGUCUUUGUCGAUAUCGAGGCAGAGGGUUUGGAGGAAUACAAGAAUGAGAAGCUUGAAUUCCGUACCAUGCCUGGUGACAUGUUGAUCUGGCACCCCAGAACGGUCCACAAGGUUGAUGGACCCUCUGAUGGAAUCUGGACUAGUUACCGACGAGUAUUGGGAGGAACAGUCGCAAAGGGGGGCGCCAAGUACCACGACAAGAGAGGUAGUGGAGGUGUGCUUUCGGACCUUGGUAGACAUGGAUUGGAAGACAUGCAACCCUUGAAAUCUUCUUUCUUCCCCAUCGUCUACCCUCGGUGUGAACGAGGGGAGGUUGCAGAAAGAGAUUCUGGUAAGGUUGGCCGCAACCCUGUCGAUAUUAUCUCAAAAAUUGGGGGAUUGGCUACCAAGGCUUCCGGCGAGCGAUUCAGCUCAUUCUUCCAAGUGCUUGGGAGUCAAAGCAAGUCAUCGUGA